Messenger RNA from Closterium sp. NIES-65, 711 nucleotides. NCBI's taxonomy places the organism in Eukaryota, Viridiplantae, Streptophyta, Zygnematophyceae, Desmidiales, Closteriaceae. The record is from the annotation of a GenBank genome assembly.
AUGCUCGGACUCCCGCCGGGACUGAACAUCCCGCCGGAUUACAUUCCGGACCCCUCUCGAAUCAAGCAGCUCGCAUGGAAGCCCAGGGCUUUCCUUUAUCCCAAUUUCCUCUCUGCUGCGGAGUGUGAUUACAUCGUCAACAUGUCGCGCCCACUAAUGGAGCGGUCGACAGUGGUGGGGCAGGGAGGGAAGAGCGUGGUUGACACCAUCCGGACCAGCAAUGGCUGCUUCAUCGAUAAGUACAAGGACCCAGUCAUCAUGCGCAUAGAAGAGCGCAUUGGUGACUGGACCUUCCUGCCUCUUGCCAACCAGGAGGCGAUGCAGGUGCUGCAGUACCAGUACGGGCAGAAGUACGGCGCCCACUGGGACUAUUAUGACGAUAAGACCGCCCAGCCGGGCGGGCCCCGAUACGCCACUGUGCUCAUGUACCUCACUGACGUGGUCAAGGGUGGAGAGACUGUGUUCCCGCAGUCUGAGGAGGACUCCACAGUGAAGGAUGACAGCUGGAGUGACUGCGGCAAGCAGGGAAUUGCAGUGAAGCCAGCCAAGGGCAGUGCGCUGCUCUUUUUCAGCAUGAACCCCAAUGGCUCCUUUGAUACAGCCUCACUGCACUCCGGCUGCCCUGUGAUCGAAGGAGAGAAGUGGUCGGCCACCAAGUGGAUCCACGUUGACUCCUUUGACCCGCCCUUCCGUGACCCGGACGUGUGCCAG